CAUCAAGGCAAACCAUCAUUUGCUCUUAAACACAAACCUCAAGAGGUUACUACUAUAUUGAGAUUGAGUCAUCAUGUCUCUUUCCAACUUAGGUGGAAAUGCCACUUUGAUCCAAAAGGGUGGUAGCACUGCUACUAAUAAUGGUUUGAUCCAAAAGAGUGCCACUAAUUCACAUCACAAUGCUAACUUGCCAAAUCCAUUUGAUCUUAAGGACUCUCAGAUCUUAGACAAAGUUUAUCUCACUCAUAUCAAUGAUGAUGAAUUUUGUGACACUAAUACCAUUUUCGAACUUGUGUCCAGUGUUGUACUUCAGAAUAAUACACAAGUUUCUCUAGCCAGUUUCAAACCAGAAUUUCCUACUCUGAAGCUGAUUUCUUGUCAGAUGAUAACCACACGCAGUGAUGCACACUGUGUACACCAAACAACACUAUGGAUUCUGCAAAAUCUGAGAUCCUACUCAUGGGAUGCAAAAGCACUUAUCACUCUAGCUGCUUUCACUUUGGAAUAUGGAAACUAUUUGCACCUUAAUCGUGUCGCAACAACAGAUACACUUGGAAAAUCAUUGAGACAAUUGAAUCAAGUUCAAACCAGAAAGAUCUCAGCUGAUAUAACUGAAUUGGUUACGUAUAUUGUGCAAAAGCUGUUACCCCUUAAAAAGUGGGCGACAUGGUCUGAUGAAGGCUAUGAUGCCGAGGAUGUUCCUGCUUUGACAGAAGCCUUGAAAGAGAUUCCUGUCUUUGUGUAUUGGACAAUUGCUUCCGUUGUUGCUUCUACUGGCAACCUUGUCGGUGUUUCGGACUAUAAAUUAUCAAAGUUUAGAGGGAGGCUUUCUGAUAUUGUUCAGAAGUUGGCUGAGCAUUUAACAAAAUGCGAAGAGCAAAUAAGUUACAUUGAAGAUUACUUUCACCGCAGGAAGAACUUUGAUAACCCCAAAGAUAUUGUCGACCGUUUGAAAGCUUUAAUCCACCGUAAUGGAACAGGUCCACAGAUUUAUGAAGGCACUAACCACAUUAAAGCGGGUGUUGACAUUUUUAAGCAGAAACAUGUGUUGCUAUUCAUUUCAAGCCUCGACAGCAUUGACGAUGAGAUCUCACUUUUGAAAUCUAUCUAUGAAAGAUUGCAAGAAAACUCAAAACCAAUAAAAGGUUACAAGAAAGAAGAUUUCAAGAUUUUGUGGAUCCCCAUUGUGAAUAAUUGGGACGAUAUCCACAAGGAACAGUUCAAAACAUUGAAGAGUGGAAUCAAAUGGUAUGUAGUUGACUACUUCUCUGAGUUACCAGGCCUUAAGAUCAUAAGAGAUGAAGAAAGAAUAGGGUACAUUGGUAACCCUAUUAUCCCAGUGUUGAACCCUCAAGGAAUCAUAACAAAUAAUGAUGCUAUGAAAUUGAUUUUCCAAUGGGGGAUAGAGGCAUUCCCAUUUAGGAAAAGUGAUGGUGAUGAACUUACUCAUAAGUGGGAGUGGCUUUGGAAACUCAUCAAAAAAGCAACUCCUGGACUACAGGUGAAAGAAGACAGAUACACCUUUAUCUAUGGAGGUCCCAACAAUAAGUGGAUCCAAUAUUUCACACUUGAGCUGGAAAAGAUCAAAAGGCACGACAGUAUCAAGCAUGCAGACGUUAUAAUAGAUAAUUAUCAAUUGGGCAAAGAUGACCCUAACCGUGUCUCUAGUUUCUGGAUUGGUAUAGAAAGAAAGAAACAAAACAAGAAGCAUCAAGAAGGUGUGGAUUGUCAAAUUCAAGAUAUUGUGAAAAGGUUGUUUUGUCUCAAACGUGAUCCACAAGGAUGGAUUAUUCUAAGCAAAGGACAGAACAUUAAACUUCUCGGUCAUGGCGAACCAGCUUAUCAAACUCUGCUUGAGUUUCAGGGUUGGAAAGACAAAGUGUUAGAGAAAGAAGGGUUUGAUAUUGCAUUUAAAGAGCACUACGAGAUUAAGGCUAAAGAAAUAUCUGAUCGUGAACCAUGUGAAGUUGUUAACGAUACACCCUAUAGUUCAAAUGUUAUAGCUACUAUAUCAUGUCCAAAUCCUAUGUGUGGACGUGUGAUGGAGGUUACUUCUGUUCAUUACAAGUGCUGCCACCGUGAUGAACCAAAUAAUCACGGUGAUUGAUUGUUGUUGAUGCAUGAGAGAAGUGAUUGCACUGAGACCGAACUCUGGAUUACCGGGGGUCCUUUCUCUGGAAACCAGAAGGUUAACGCCAAAAAAAAAAAAACUUACUUUUGUUGUGUUUUUUCAAUUUCUGUUGUGUUUUUGUUUUGUUGACAGCAUGUGUCUGUCAAAAUAAAAUGCAGUGUGUGAUGUUAUGUAAUGUAAUAGCCCUUUAAAUGGGUGAGAAUAAUAGUGGCUUCAAUAUGUAAUCUCUAUAUGAUAUUGAAGUUUAUGAAUGAAUAAAAUUAAUUAUAUAUGCAUAUGACAAAGUUUAAAACUCCA
Messenger RNA from Trifolium pratense (red clover), 2428 nucleotides. RefSeq names its product protein SIEVE ELEMENT OCCLUSION B-like. The transcript is spliced from 7 exons. Lineage: Eukaryota; Viridiplantae; Streptophyta; Magnoliopsida; Fabales; Fabaceae. Gene Ontology annotation, biological process: phloem development. The coding region runs from base 74 to 2107 and encodes 677 amino acids. The record is from RefSeq and is a predicted model, not a curated record.